Desarmillaria tabescens is the source of this 3270-nucleotide messenger RNA. RefSeq lists its product as uncharacterized. NCBI's taxonomy places the organism in Eukaryota, Fungi, Basidiomycota, Agaricomycetes, Agaricales, Physalacriaceae. Bases 1 to 3270 code for a protein of 1089 amino acids. The transcript has a single exon. The record is from RefSeq and is a predicted model, not a curated record.
AUGACUCGCCAUCAGGAACUGUUUGCUCCCUCCUCUCGGGAAAGGCAUACUUGCAGCUCUUUGAAUGGUUUGCCCAUCAGUCGGACUAAUACCAGAAAGAAGCAGUUGCGACGCUCAGAUGAAGAAUACAGUACUCUCCAAAUGAAGCUUCAUCCUUUCGACGGACCAUUUUCAUAUGGAACCUUUCACAACGACGAAGAAUUCCCUGUUAAUAUGCGAAACGCUAUCUGCACAUCCAUCCCAUCUUUUGAGCUUACACGAUCUCCAGCACUCAUAUCUCGCAAAAGGCGAGCUCUGAGAAUACUGAAGAGCAGCUUGAAUGUUGACCUCGGACCUAGUCAUGCACUUGAAGUCACUUGUGACCAGUAUGAGAAGACAUUCCGAUACGAGUUCGAACUCCUAGAAAGGCUAUUGAGACAGACAUGGGCCGUUCAUAUAUCAAACGGCAACCUGGGAGUGCGCAUCGACUCAUCAAUCUUCUCCCAGUUACAAGCUGCACUACAACGGCGAAAGCGGGAAGCCAGCCAUUCACUUGUUAUACACAAGAUAGAUCUUAAUUGUCCUACUUGGGGCCAGGAUAUCCGCCUUUUUAUGACAGAGAAUGACUUCGAAUUGUACGCCCUCUGUUAUCGGGUAUCUGUUGAGCAUUUUCUGGCAGAAAUGGAUAAUCAGCACGAUUGGGAAACCGGAAAACCUUGGCCCACACUUGACGAAUGGAGAAAGCAUGGCCGAAAUCUGACUCACUCAAUGCAGACGGUAGCAGAGAAAUCAGAACAACUGAAACCCUCAGCCGUCGGACACCAUCCUCAAAGCAAAGUGAGCGAAUCCUUAUUCUCACUCAAGCAUAGCCCCGUUCAACCAUCAGCGAAGAUGCGGGAAAUGGGAUUCCUGGAUAGUCCUUGCAAAAUAUCCAUGAAGGGCGAGACUGAAAGUAAACACCGGCCACAAUCUCGACAAUCGGCUAGCGGUCCCAACUUCAAUGAUGAGACUUCUGGUGGUCAUAAUAGCAAUAGGGAAUCGAAGGAUCUACCUUCCUCUUGGCGAUACACAGGGCUAAGCCUUGAAACCGAAGACAAUCAAUUUGUUGCUUCGAGUAAAUCAGCUCUGACCCUUUCAUCUGCGUAUUUCCAACGACCUGCAAGCCGUACUGUUGGUCCUUGUGACUUGAAUGCAAUGGCUGCGAAGGAAACCAAGCCUGAGGUUGCUCCUCACAAGUCUCACUUAUAUACAGAUCUGCGAAGAGAUGAUGGUCACUCAGGAAAUGUACGAGACGUGAAUCCGACUCAUCUGCCUAUGAAACCUCAGCCACCUAAAGGUCUCGCUAACAGAUCUCUUGAAAUAUCCCUCACAACUUCGACGCCUCCUCCCAUGCUGAAGGUUCCUUCCGCCAUUGGUUCGAAGCCGUCGAAAGGGGGAGUGAAUCAGUGUAUAUUUCCAGAAGGAAUUGUGGCUCAGGCACAGAAGAGUGAGACGGAAGCUACAAAGGAUGAUAACCAUACCAUACUGAAAAGAUCGACACCUACGGGUCAAACUGCGAACUCCCGUUCAACUAUGAACCGUAUCGAUGAGCCAGGAGACGUUUCAUUCAAGGACAUAAUGAGGGACGAAGGACGGCCUCAAUCCCAGCAUAAUCAUGAAUCUGCCAACAUUCCCGAGCUCGGCAACGAGACUUCCAAUCGUCGUAAUACUAGCAACUGUAAUCUGGAGGAUGUGCCUUCCUCUCUGAGAUAUACAGGACGAAAUCUCCAAACCGAAGACAAUCAAUUUGUUACUUCGAGUAAGUCAGCAUCGGCACACCUUCAAUCGGCUGCGAGCCACACCUCCGGUACUUGCAACCUCGCCGCAGUAGCUGCCAUGGAAAUCAAGCCGGCAACUGCACAUCAUGAUUCUCAGCUGCAUACAGAACUGCAAAAUGACAGUCAGUCAGCGAAAUCAUGCAACGCAAUCCCAACUCACCUGCCUCCUAGACCUAAUUUCCGGCCACCUACAGGCCCCGGUAACGGAUCUCUUGAUACCUCCCUCGUAUGUUCAACAAAUGUUCCCACGAGCAUUACCAUGUCGAAACCUCAUCUUGCUGCCGGAUUCAAACCAUCGAAAGGAGAACAAAACCAGUACAUACUUCCGGAAGCCGAUACGACUCGAGCACAGCAGAGCAAGAGGGAUGCUAUGAAAGAACGGAACUGUAUGGCACCGAAAACACCGAAACCCGUGUGCCAGAUAGUCGAUUCCAUGGAGGGGAAACUCAUUGUAGCCCGAGCCGGAAAAGAGAAGAGGCUAAGUCGAAAAAUGAGACGGGCUUUAGAAAGAGAACAGAAAACGCGCAGGGAGCCAGAAGCAGCAUUCUCAGAAGUCUCGGUAACUGGACAGGAGUCAACUGAACGGCUCGGAGAUACCACACCAGGUACGGAUUUCGGUGCAGUAUCUUUGCAGCACAGGUUUCCGGAGAAAACUGAAUACGACCAAUUAAGUCAGAAUACUCAACUGAAAGCCUGUUCAAAUGACGCACCCGGUUCCAUUAUUGUCAUUCCUGUCACCAUCCUUCCAACUCUCGCUUCCGAAAAUGCUCAAGCGAGCCUGUUCGUGCAUUCAGGUGUUGCGCUGCCGGAUAUUGAUCCAUGUGAUGGCAUAGUUGAACAACAUAAUGACAAGACAUCGGAAUCGAAAGCAAGAAGGAUAAUUGUGGAAAAAGCAGCUUCCACAAGUAGCAAAAUAUGUGAGUCGGAAGGAAACCAGCACGUCGGGCCAAUAAGGGGACUUGAAGAUCAGAUUUGGGAUCCGGGUUUAAACAUGCGAUGCGAGGUCCAAAUCAGGAUCACAUUGAAUAUCAACGAAGGAAAGAACGAAGGAACAUCGAAUCAAUGCCAGAACCUAGACGCAAUCUCGAGAGUAAAUGGAUUAAUCGCGGAAUCGACGAGACGGCGAUAUCAAGGGGCCCAUCAUCAAUAUCAUCCCUAUUUUGGAAAGGGUUCCCAGGAACCGGCACACGCCGAUUCCCAACUUCGCCGCAUGAAGUCUUGGCCCUCUUGGGCUCCCUCUAAUCGCAUGUCACCCGAACGACAUCCUGACGUCUCUGGCGACAGAAACCAUUUCGAAGUUACUGUAAAAGUUGACUCACGACAUUUAUCCGCAGAUUCACUUGCAGUGCCAGAUCAAGCUCAAAAUGCGAAUUUCAACCUAAUCCUUGACUCAUCUGGCAGCGAGAAGUCUGUACGCAAUGAGAUUCCCGAAUUUGAUGAACCUUGCCCUCCAUAUGUGCAGGGUGUGGGAUAA